Molecule: messenger RNA, 2334 nt
Organism: Heterocephalus glaber (naked mole-rat)
Lineage: Eukaryota; Metazoa; Chordata; Mammalia; Rodentia; Bathyergidae
Source: RefSeq, a predicted model, not a curated record
AUGCAUGCAGAGAACGUUGCUAGCCAAGCCCUUGUCAUAGAAGAAGUGCUCUCAAUGGCAGAUGUGGCCACUGGUGUGAAGUGUGGAGUAACUUAUUGGUUAUUUGGCAGUGCAGUCAGGAAUCUUGGAAGCUCUGACCAUGUCACUAAGUGGCUGCAGCCACUGAAGGUAUGCUCUCCCUUUCUCAUCAAAAUUCUUAAUGGUCUGAGAGGAGCAGAACUAACUGGGAUGUUUGCAAUGACUGAGAGAGGCCACAGGAGCAAUGUGAAAGUGAUCCAGACACAAGCCGCCUUUGACCUUACUACUCAGGAGUUUGUAAUUGACACUCCAUGUGAAAAUGCCCAGAAGAUGUACAUUGGAAACGCCAUGAGUGGAAAUUACACAGCUAUUUUUGCCCAGCUCGUCAUAAAUGGAAGAUCACAAGGGCCCCACUGUUUCAUCAUUCCUGUCCAGGAUGGAAAUGGAAGCUUGUACCCAGGAGUGACAGCUAUUGAUAUGAUGCACAAAGAAGGUCUGCACGGUGUGGAUAAUGGAAUUUUAAUAUUUGACAAGGUUCGGAUACCAAGGGUGAACCUGCUGGACAAAUUGGGCUCUGUGGCUCCAGAUGGACAGUACCAUUCACCAAUUAAGGACAAGAGUGCAAGGCUCAAUGCGAUGAUGGUAGCACUGACCCCUUCAAGAUUAGCAGUGACUUUCCAAGCCAUUGGUGCCAUGAAGCUUGGGUUGACGAUAGCCAUUCGCUAUAGCCACAGGUUAACACAGAAGCUGCAGCUGAUGCCUCACCUGGCCACAGCACUGGCCCUGAUCUUCACCAGCAGGUAUGCUGGGCCCCUCCUGGACCAGCAGAUCUUCCAGGGCAAAGAGCUUGUCAAUAGCUACUUGCUUCAGGCCCUGGUGGUGGGGCUGAAGGCUUAUAGCACAUGGGAGAACAUCAGCUGCCUGCACAACUGCCGGGAGUGCUCUGGAGGCAUGGUUGUAGCUCGGGAACUGCUGGCUCAAUACACCAAGCACCAGGAAGAAAAACCCCUCUUUGACCUGCUCCAGAACUGGGCUGCAUCUGUGGGUGACAAGCUGAGAACCAGUUUCUUGGCAUUGAACAUGGAUACAGUCAGUGACCUUACCUUUCUGUUGAAAGCAGUGAAUUUUCCUGAAAGAGUUCUUCAGGGGGGCUUAGUGGACAGAAUUUAUCAUAAGGUGGUGACUAAGAAAGAGGAUUUCUUCAAUGCCUGGAAGUCAUGUCUGCACCACAUCAUCCUGUCCCUGGCCCACACUCCCAGAGUUUCUUUGGAGCAGUUUUCACUGGCAGUGAGGAGCUGUCCAGACCCGGAGGACCAGGCUUUGUUAAUGAAGUUUUGUCUGUUGUAUGGAACCAAGCUGGUGUUCCAGGAGCGGGCCUGGUUUUUAGAGCAUAAAUAUCUGACUCCCGUGGCCAGCAUGAGGAUCAGGAGUCAGUUGCUGGAUUUGUGUGACUCGGUGAAGGAUGAUGCCCUGAGGGUGAUCUCCGCCUUUAACAUCCACGCACCAAUCGCCGGAAUUCCCAACGCGCGGGCCACCUGGGCCUUCCACCUGAACCGAGACAGCGGCUGGCCGGGGAAGUGGCUCGCUCGCUCUCCGCGGCCCAAGCCGCAAGCUAAACUGUGACUGGAGUGGAGGGAACUGCGGUGGCUGGUCGGGAACUGCGGUGGCUGGUCGGCAGCUGCUCCACAGGGGCCUAGAAAUUGGGCAGAGGCCAGGAUGGCACGUGCGGUGUCGCAGCCCACUGGGAUUCUGGUCACCGAGCAGCAGUCUGGGACAGGCUGGCGAGACGCGGGGAAUGCGGCUGGGAGAGACCCAGACUGCCACCUAGACAGUGCAGUGCUUCACUCUCUCCAAAAACCCUGCCUGGCCCGGCCGCGACCUCGCCCAGCCUGGGCACCUGAUCCCCCCACCCCCACCCCCGCAGACAAUCAGGGUAGGCCCUCCCUAACCCUCGCCGUGCGAGCGCGCCCCACAGCCGGGUGUCGCUAAAAGUCUCUGUCAGCGGUGACUCAGAUUCCCAGUGAUUUAGAAAACCUCUGGUGCUGGGUGGGGAAAAAAAUCAAAACAUAAAAAUCAAACACCCUCAGGCAAAAAAUAGAGAGGAAAAAAAGAAUAAAAAACCGUCCGAGCACGGGCGGGCAAAGGUUCAAUUCAGGCAAUGUUUUUCUCCCAGGGAAUCAGAUCUUCUUGGGCUCUGCGAGGGAACGCACCCGCGGAAGGGAGCGGGAGCCUGGAUUUGAGUUCCGUGCGAAGGGCGAACUCUGGCUGGUCCUCUCGGGUAGGCGGCUUCCGGAGCGCAAGACAACGCGCGAAAAA